CGCGCAUCCGAGGUCAACACAGCGCUGUGACCUGCUGCGCUGUACGUCACUGCCGACUUGGUGCAGGUUGGAAACUGGAACAGCUCGCUGGAGGCUACGCUCCAGCCCGAGGGCUACGGUACCGAAUGCGACCGAGAAUGAAUCCUGAUGUUCCCUGCGCGCGAGGAGGAUGGAGCGGCGAAUUCUACGACGACGACUGAGACGGCUAGCAUCUACACUGCGCCAAAGACGCUGGACAGCCAUCGCGUUGCGACAAUAGCUCGUGCGCCGUUCUCGGACCGACUGCUGCCGAACGUGAGCAUCUUCGUCGGUAAUCCGGUGGCCGAGGCGAACCGGAGCAAUGUCGGUGUGUUCGACUGCGCCGCGUAUUACGGGCCCGCCGCCUGGAGUUGGCAGUCGGGCCUCAUGUCGCUCGGGGCUGACGCGCGUGCUGCGCGCUCCUGCGCCGGCGCGGCGAGCACGACCCUGCUGUUGCGCGGGCUGCAGACACCCGCGCGGUGCGCGAAUGCGACGCUCGUUAAUGCGCUGCGCACGUCAACCUCGCGAAGGCCAUCGCGGGCAACGCCAAUGUCAUCUUCGAGGUGUGGAGGAACCCGUUCUCCCCAAGCAGGGCAGGUUCGCCGUCACUCCGCGCUCAGCGACGCGGUCGAGCUGUAGGGCAGUAGUGCGCUCAACGGCAUCACGAUGGGCGUCCACGAUACGUUGCCUGCGUCAUCUUUGGUGUGACGUGAAAUGCAUGCACGGAUCAUACAAAAAAUGGGGUUGCCUCUACACCCUCCAGACAGGAAAGCGAGUCGCUGCUCUGCUCUGAUGGAAUAGUUUCUUGUAAUGCAAGUUUACUAUUGUGGACAAUGCAUCUGGGCCGAC
Messenger RNA from Tilletiaria anomala UBC 951, 867 nucleotides. RefSeq lists its product as uncharacterized. NCBI's taxonomy places the organism in Eukaryota, Fungi, Basidiomycota, Exobasidiomycetes, Georgefischeriales, Tilletiariaceae. The transcript is spliced from 3 exons. The coding region runs from base 148 to 657 and encodes 169 amino acids. The record is from RefSeq and is a predicted model, not a curated record.